Molecule: messenger RNA, 22348 nt
Organism: Podarcis lilfordi (Lilford's wall lizard)
Lineage: Eukaryota; Metazoa; Chordata; Lepidosauria; Squamata; Lacertidae
Source: the annotation of a GenBank genome assembly
UUUACACGGGCGUAAGCCCCAUUGAGCCCUGUGGCACUUUCUCAGCAAACCCAGAGGAAUGUUUAACAGGGCGACGGCGGGCGGGGAUAAACAAAGGGUCAUCCGCCCGGCGCGCAACGUUACGUGACCCACACCAGGACCGCGCAUGGCGAGGCUCCGGCGCCCUUGGCAGGCUGCUCUGCGUGCGCGCCGCGGAGACGAACGCGGUAAAGAGAAACGGCCUCAAAACAAAGGAAUUCUUCCUCCAACCCUUGGUGCAGGAUCCCAGCCUCCGACCUGCAACGCGCCAGCCAAGGAGCCUGCAGAGCGCCGCGCGGGUUGCAGACCCUAGCGCGGGAGUGCGCGCUCCGCCUGCCCAAACUCCGCCUGCCCGCGGUGCGCGGAGACGACGGCGCGAUGCGGCUCCUCGCCACGCGGGAAGCAGCGAGGACACUCCCCUUUCCCGGCGCCCAGAAGUGGCGGAGGUAGUGGCGGUGACGACGACGACGACCACUAGGGAGCCUUGCCCGUUUAAAUCCCCCAAGCGGCUCAGUCUGAACGAGGGAUGUUUCCCGCAGAAGCGGCGCUGCACUGCAAGGCUCGGCCAGACGUGUUCCUGGCUGCGCUGGAGUGAAGAAGGCGCGAUUUGGCGGCGCUUGGCACCGACCGAGGCUUCCUUCUUGUGCUCUAGGGGAGGUGGCGCCGAGGAUAAAGGUUGGAACGGACCGAGAUUUGUCCUCGCUCCUGCGAGGGAAAUCUGCUUUGGAGAAGCCUGCCUGCCUGCCUAGCCCAAGCUGAGGUUAGUGGCUUUGGAGCCCUUCGUUCCCGCUGCUCUUUCUCCUGCUGUUAUUUGGCGUGCGUAAUUGCGAGCGGCCUGUGCACUCCUACAGCUAUGCGCAGCGUUUCCCUUCUCCCUUUCCGCCGCCCCCCUUUUUUUGCACUAGGCAUGGAUUUUGCGCUGGUUGCUUGCGGAGUGGGAAACGGGGGAAGAUGAACGCCCCUCUCGAAGGCCGGCGGCGAGGUCUGCAACGAAACAGACGCAGCAGCAGGCAUGAUGAACUUAAUGUUCAUCGCGGUUUUUGGAAACAUGCCUGUUAUUACGCACUUUGCGCGAAAGAUCUCGCCUCGCGGGUGGGUGGCGUGGAGAGAGAUGCAGGAAAGGCGCGCGCGCGCUUGACAUUUCCUGGCUCCCUCCGGAGGAAUUGCUUCUCCGGUGUCUCCUCGCACAUAAUGCAACAGUUAAUUCAGCAGCAGGGUUGUUACAUGUGUCGAAGGGGGUGGGGAACGGGAGAGAAAGAGAUGCAGCCAGGACAACAAGCGGAAUGUGUGUGGCAAUGGAGAUGUGGAAUUAUGUCAGUUCUCAUCAUGCUCCCCCAUCCCCGCCCGCUUUCCCACAAUCCCGAUUAAUCCACUUCGCUGCUUAGCCUGUACAGUGAGACACCGCGGCUGCACUGGGCAUGCUCUCCGUCAUAUGCACAGGCAUAUUAUCUUGUCCUCUCUCCUGAGCUUAAACCCAGGCUGGGAGCUUCAACUUCAUAUCUGCAGGUCCCGUCCAUCCCCAAUAUUUCUGCUUUUUUUCUUAGAGGCCUGUUGGAAUACUCAGGGAUUUGUCAGCAUUGUUCCAAAGCUGAGAUCUUCAGCUGCUGGGUGGGCAUUUGCAAGAGAGAAGACUGAUUCAUAUUAAAGUCCUUUCCUUCUGACUUAGAAUGUACAAAGCAACCCAGUGCAUAUUUCACCAUAACUAAAACCAGUGGGGCUUAUUCUUUAGCAAGUGUGUGCAGGAUUGCAACCUUACAAAAGGAAACACUUUUAUUCCCCACCCUCCACUCCCCAAGUUUGUACUAAACAUGGUGCUGUAGCCAACUAAAUCAUGCUCAGAAUCACCCAUUCAAAUCAGGUCCAGUGAUUUCAGUGGGUCUGCUCUGCGUUUGAUUUAGUUGGCUUCAGCUCAUGCUCUCCUUGCUCCUUAUACAUUGCACUUACAUGGUUCUGCUUCUUUUUCUUUCAACUCGAAAUUCCUCCUCAAAAAUGCAUUUGCCUAGUUAGUCCAGCUGUAGUCCAACCCCCUGCAAUGCAGGAAUCUUUUGCUCAAUGUCCCACGACUUAGAGGAGUCUCAUGUUGUACUGACAGGAAGCCUAACAGUGCAUAAUCCUAUGCAUCUCUAUUCUGAAGCAAGCCCCAUAUAAUUCAAUGGAAUUUCCACCCAGGGAAGCAGAUAGGAUUGUAGCCUACAUACAUAUGACAGUAUCUGCACCUCUCCUGUUACUCUCCUUUCCCCCUACUGUAUGUUCUGCGGGGCAGAGACCUAUAAAUUAGUGCUAGAGCUAUGGUCAGAAACUAAAUACAUCAACAUCUUUUGCAUUUUUAUUCCUGGAGAAGAAAACAUACAAGAGUAGGAACUAUUUCCAGAUCUUGAUGUAGUAAUCAAUAAUAUAAUUUCUUAAUGCUCUGUAUAAUUCCCAGUGAUUCAUUGGGCAGUAUAAACCAGUACUAUCUGAAUGACGAAGUGCCAACUUCAUUCAAGGAAGAUGGGGCGUAUUGAUUGAUAUGUUGCAAAUAAACAAUGCCAUCCAAUCAAACCCUUUUUACACUGCAGCCAGGAGGAAGUCCUAUUGAGUUAAAAGUGCCCUGUGUUGACUGAAUUGGACCCAUAAAUGUUUAGUAUCAGUUCCGCCAUGUUUCUACAUUCUAGGGCCUACCUCUUCCUAAGUGGAACUGAUUACUGAGCGACAAACCAGCAACAGUACCCAUGUGCAGGAGAGCAAACGAGUUGCUUACUUGAAAACUCCUCAGAUUUAAGCUCUCCCUGACUAUGCAAAGCUUUGCCAUGUCUGGGAGAUGUAGUCCUAGGAUUAGAGAAGGCUGCCUUGUAGCAAGUCAGCGGCUUGCAAGGAUUUCAGACAGGAGACACUUUCAGCUCCAGCUGAAGAUGCUGGGGAUUGAAUGUGGGACUAUAUCAGCGUGCAAGGCAGUUGCUACCACCCACCCUCACCCCCAUAAAGAUUCUGCCUUAGCUUUCUUCCUGACAUGGCAGCUUUGCAUGCCGUGAGAACCUGAAAUGUCUUUCAAGUACUGGCACUGGUAGAGUUCUUUGGUACUGCUGUAUCAUAGGCAACUUGGGAUGUCUGGUUUGCUUUCAGAUUCAUUGCCUGUGUGCAGAAUGGCUGUGUGUGUGUCUAUAUAUAAAGGCACACAAACUCAGCACAGUACAGGAUAUGAUCUCACCCUUCUUCUUCUUCUUCUUCUUCUUCUUCUUCUUCUUCUUCUUCUUCCUCUUCCUCUUCCUCUUCCUCUUCCUCUUCCUCUUCCUCUUCUUCCUCAGCAAUCACUUGUAGCUGAGUAAGAUUGUCUUCCAUGGAGCAUGGUCUUAACAGUGAGUCCAUGAUUGUGGAGGCCAAUUCUGGAUCCACACGUCCUUCCACAGUGGAGACAUAGGUUUCUGGGUGGGAGUUUAUCACAGUGAGGGUUCGCCAAACAUGCCUUCCUCGUAGCACAUUUCCCCCUUUUGUCCUGAGUUCGAGUGUCUUCAAAGCCCAUGACACCUUUGGUAAAGGCUGUUCUCUAACUGGAGCACUCGCAUGCCAGUGUUUCGCAGUUGUCGGUGUUUAUACUACAUUUUUUAAAGAUUUCUCUUGAGACAGUCUUUAAACCUCUUUUCUUGACCACCAGCAUUACGCUUUCUAUUUUUAAGUUCAGAAUCGAGUAGCUGCUUUGGCAGACAAUAAUCAGGCAUCCAAACAACAUGACCAGUCCAACAAAGUUGAUGUUGAAGAAUCAUUGCUUCAAUACUGGUGAUCUUUGCUUCUUCCAGUACACUGGCAUUCGUCCCCCAGUCUUCCCAAGUGAUGUACAAAAAUUUUCAGAGACACCAUUAAUGGAAUCCUUCGAGGAGUUGGAGAUGGAGUUUAUAAGUGGUCCAUCAUCUCAGUGUAGUGCAUAUAAAACUGCAGAUUGAUUUUCCUUGAGUGUUUUAUACUGGGCCUGUGCACCAUUUGGCCACACAAAAGGAGGUGGCCUUUUCUGUACUUGUCCAAUCAGCUCUCAGGAGACGUGCAUGGCUGUAUUUUACACACUGUCUUCGCCAGGGCUAGCCAACAUGGUGCCCUGUGGAUGUUGUUGGAUUCUGACUCCCACAUCAGCCUCAUUCAACAUGGCUGGUGGUCCAAGAUUAUAGGAGUUGUAGUCCAGUGACAUUUGGGGUGUGCCAUGUUGACUCCCCCCCCCCCCCCCGUUUAGAUAGUUUCAGUUGCCUUCGAGUGAAUUUACAAGCUAUAAAUAGUUAUCCAAAUCUACUCCUGGGAGUUUAUCAACAUCAUAAGUAAUUUAAGUAAUUUCCACUACAUAAAGAAACCUGGAAACCUCUAGGUACCUUUUUCUCUCAGGGUUUCCCCUUGCUAACCACCCCCCGCUGCAAUUAUUAGAUUCUUUGGCAGAAAGAAAUGAUAGUUGUGUACAAAAUACAUUUGAACCAAAUGAUAUUCCUUUAAAAAAAACAAAACGCUUUGGAAACAGCUGCUGCUGUCUGUACCUAAUCCCAAAGUGAAAACCAAAUGAGGGAUUUAUUAUUAUUAUUAUUAUUAUUAUUAUUAUUAUUAUUAGUUUAAAUGAAGCAAGUGCUCCUUUAGUGUUUUAUGCAUCUGCCCCUUCAUGCCACGAGCUGCAGCUUCCCUCCACCCCAGGGAAUCCAUUUGAAAGGAAAGGUCAUAAUGCAGCAGGCUGAAGGCUUUCCCUCCCGAGCUUGCGAGUUAAGUGCCCCACUGGGGUGGUUGCUCACAUGUUAAGUCCUGCUUUGCAUUUUGGGGUUGUGAACCCUGCACUCCUAACGAAGAGCAACAGAGAUAUUUGACAAUACUUUCCCCCUUCAUUCCAGCAACAGUCAGGAUAUAGCCCUAACCUUGUCGAUAACUAAUGCAUUGUGGAUCUGGGCUGCAUAUCUUUCCAGCAGGAAAUUCCUUUUCCUACUCUUUCUCUAGAGGAUUUCACCUUUUCGUUCUGAGUUAAGCUGUGUGGUGUCUACCCUGCUCCCCCUUCCCAUGAUAAACCAUUUCUUGGGCACUUUCCCCCUUAGUUCUUUAUCGAUGAAGAAGUGGGAGGUGUUGCCUUAUGUCUAGCCUAACACAAAACACCAUAAGUCACUGGAGAGGAGGAGUCCUGCUAAAUUCACUCCCCCCACCCCUUGCCACCUCCACAGCAAAGAAGGGGGGGAAAUGCUGGAUGAGUGACUGUACCAAUGCCUAAACAGGAGACACCAUUUCGCCUCAGGGACAGAAGCAGUGAAGUGAAUGAACACAUUGUGUGGCUGGCUGGCUGGCUGCUGCAACAUCUGAUGUUAUGUUACAUUGCAUGCACAAAGAUGACCUCACGGUGUACAGUAUUUCUCCAUCUCUGAUUAUAUGAAGCAGGUCCAAGUCACAGGCAUUUCAUAGCUCUGUAGUAAAGGCCAUUAUCCACCGCAUUCUCCAUGAAGGCCAAAUUAUACAGUAUUUGGGACUGUCCUAGGUUUACCUCUGAGCAAAGAAUCUAGUGCAAGCAGAGGACAUGUGUCCAUGGUAACAUUCUAAUUUAAAUAAUUCUAAAGAUAAGCUUUCAGUGAAAGAAUCUCAUAGUGAUCUCAGAAGGUUGCAGAUUUUACAUCUAUAUCUAUCUAUCUAUAUCUAUCUAUCAUCUAUCUAUCAUCUAUCUAUCUAUAUCUAUCUAUAUCUAUCUAUCUAUCUAUCUAUCUAUCUAUCUAUCUAUCUAUCAUCUAUCUAUCUAUCUAUCUAUCAUCUAUCUAUCUAUCUAUCUAUCUAUAUCAUCUAUCUAUCUAUCUAUCUAUCAUCUAUCAUUUAUCUAUCAUCUAUCUAUCAUCUAUCUAUCAUCUAUCUAUCUAUUAGUAUUAAAUAACAGCAAUUUAUUGCUGUUACUCAGCAAUACUGCACAUUUACUCAGAAUGUAGUCCUACUGAGUUAGUGGCCCUUACUCAAGUGUAUACAGGAUUGCAGCAUAAGGCUGCCCUCCUCUUGGGAGUAAACCCUAUUGAACUCAGUAGGACUUAGUUCUGGGUGAAUGUGCUUAGGGUCAGACUGUAACAGAGCACAUCAACCCUACUUUGUCCUGUGCUACUGCAUUAGAGAUGGAUGCUACAGCCAUCAUACUGUUUCACAGCUAUGAACACUCUGUUGCAGUUGAAGAAUCCAUUCCCUUCAACGGAACAGAAAACCAGACAUUCUUCUUGUUAGCUCCCUCUGAGCUCUUGAAUUAUGAACAUAAUUCUACAUGAAAUUCUGUUUUUAGUAUAUAAUAAGGUGGUGGAAGAAAAGCACUUUAUGGUUUAUUUAAGAGAAUAUCUGAAGUAACUUUUCUUUUAGCAUGUGACACGUGUUUCCUACACGUGCUUCCAGAUGAGCGGGGUAUAAAUAAUAGAUUAUUAUUAUUAUUAUUACUGAAAUAUUCCAAUGCACUGUAAAAAUACGAUACUUUUCUAGAAAAGGGGUUGCACUGCAUCUUGACAAAAUUAACUGAUUUUAAUUUUUCACAUGUGGAAUUUCCAGUGGCAAAUAGUAUUUUGUGGUUGGCAUAAGUGUCCCAGCCAAAAGGCCCAAUCAGGAUGAGGAUGUUAAUUGCUGGGUGCUGAGCAAACUGCUCUCUAGGUAUGGCUGCGUAAGUAUUUGUUAUUUUAGGUAGGCACCUCCUCCAGUGUGCAAAUUAUAGUGUUAAAUAGAGUCUCUAUUCCUCAAGUCAAAUGGAGGCUUCCAUUAUUCUAUUUUUAGACACACACACACACACACACACACACACACACACACGGUCUCAAGUUAAAUGACAAGGGCUGCAUUUUCCAGAUUGUUUAUUCAAGAGGAACCUUCCUUAAAACAGCAGCCUCAUGCUGAGCAUGUAAUUUGACAAGUGAUGCCCGGGGCUCUGUCUGUUACAUAAACUCUCUUGGAAGUGGGACACAAGUUCAGUGGAGCUCUGCGGGGGUUAGGGAGAAGCCACUUGGCAGCUUGGAAGAGAGGCACAUUGCCUGUCCAUCAAACCUCUGACACCCUGCAACCUCUGCAAUGCCAGUAUAAAGCAAGUAGGGUGGAUAACAAGGGGUUGCUUAUGUUGGACUGGGUGGAAAGAAAUGGCUUGUUUCCCAAUCCCACAAUCCCCUGCACACUGUUGUGUGCCCGUAUCAGGGAUGAGGAGCCUGUUGCUCUCCAUCCAUUUGGGGGUCCAGCUCCCAUCAGCCAGUUUAGCAUAAAGGUCAGGGGUGAUAUGCUCUAUAGUCCAGUAUCUUGAGGGCCACAGAUUCUCUGUUCCUGGCCCUCAGAGUAAACCAUGGCCUCUAAAAAGGAGUUGCGAACAUGGCACCCAUGGGCUCCUGUGUGACUGUGGAUACCUUCUAUAGCGCACACAGAGUUCUCUUUUACUAUAAACCAAAAAUUAGGCUUGAAAGAAGCUUUCCAUUGUUGCCAAUAUAAUAGGUUGUGAUGUUUGUGUGUGUGAGGCUCACAACAGGUUUUUGGUUUUUAUUAUUUGCAAAUGUGCCCAAGCCCCAGAAGUGGGCAACAGACUGUUACAGCUCAACAAGUGCUGCUCCUAGACCAGGGGUGUUGUUGGACUACAACUCCCAUCAGUCUCAGCCAACCUUGCCAGUGGUUGGAGAUUAUGGGAGCUGUAAUAUUUGGGAGGCUGAAAUUUUCCACCCCAGACAGUGCUUGUUGAAUGCUAAUAAUGCCUUAGGCUCCUUCAGUCCCACCUAUCCUUUUCUUUGGUGGAAAUCCUCAUGGAACAGGCUGCUGCUAUCUGUUCAGCCUGGGCUUGCAUAGACCUGGGCAGAGUGAUGUCACUGUCUAUGGAGCACAAUGUGCUGUGAUUCAUGGUGACCUGUUUGCUAUAUGAAUGGGCAGUGGAGCAGUUUGGUCUGCAUCGCCAUGAAGGUAGCAUGGAUAGGGAUCCACAGGAAUGUGUGAAUGCGUGUGUCAAAGGGAUGGAGAAUUCUCUGCCUCUUUGUGACUCCCCCCAGCCCUUGUAUCUCAAAUGAAUAUGGAUGUCCACAUAGUCAUUUCAUAUCAAGCUUCCAGAUGGCAUGGUUACUCUUAUAUUCAUUUCUGCUGCCAUUGGUUCUUAUAAUGUGGUGAACAGGAGGGCACAGAUUAUGAGAAUGAAUUUAACUCAUGUCCUUGCUGAAGUCGUCCCUCCAAACUGGAACUGACAUUUGAUCAUCAGUUUUGCAGAACUGAAGGGACACGGGUGGCGCUGUGGGUUAAACCACUGAGCCUAGGGCUUGCUGAUCAGAAGGUCGCGGUUCGAAUCCCCGCGAUGGGGUGAGCUCCCGUUGCUCGGUCCCUGCUCCUGCCAACCUAGCAGUUCAAAAGCACGUCAAAGUGCAAGUAGAUAAAUAGGUACCGCUCCAGCUGGAAGGUAAACAGUGUUUCCAUGCGCUGCUCUGGUUCACCAGAAGCGUCUUAGUCAUGCUGGCCACAUGACCCUGAAGCUGUACGCUGGCUCCCUUGGCCAAUAAAGUGAGAUGAGCACCGCAACCCCUGAGUCAGUCACGACUGGACCUAAUGGUCAGGGGUCCCUUUACCUUUACCUUUGCAGAACUGAUAAGUACUAACAAGGUUCCACUGAAAAGUCCAGCAUCUACUAUGGCCCAGCUGGGUCAGAGAGUGGCUAGUAGUCAUCAUUGCCUCGCUGAGCUUCUCGAGGAGAAAGGAUGGGUUAUGAAUUUAAUAAAUAAAUGACUUCCUCUAGUUUGAUGCAAAAAAAUAGAAUUUAUUCAGGGAAAUCUCCACAAUCCUGGCUGAGGGCAUCUAUCUAUCUAUUCAUUCUACCUCUAACCUGAAUUCAUUGACCAACCAUGACAAAUACCCCAAAUCCCUAUUUUUGGCUAUUUAGUUCCUCCCUGGGAACAAAAGAAUUGGACAUUACUACUGACUGCAUUCCUCAGCAGAUGGGCUGUUCAGUACAGUUUUUGCAGACAAGUAUAUUUUAAACCAUUGCUUUGAAUUCUCUUUCUGAUUGCCAUGACAUCCCCAACAGCCAAGGACAGCCUUUCUCUGAUAAUCCAUGAUAAAUUUGUUUGCUUUUUUUGGCCCAGUACCUGGCUAGAGUUGUGCCAAGAUUACACCGUGUUAAGUCACUCACCGUUAAUCCACAAGAUUUCUGGGUCUGUUUCUUGCAGACCUGACUUUUCUAUGGAAAGUGAUGCAGGAAUAAAACUGCUAGCACAUUUGUAAUGCUAAGCAGGGUCCUCUAUGGUUUCAAAUUGGAUGGCAGACCGCUUGUUGAGAUUCCUGUAUUGCAGGGGUUGGACCAGAUGAGUCUCCGGGGUCCCUUCCAACUAUACAAUUCUAUGAUUCUAAACAACAACAAAGAAAAUAAAAUUAACAAGGUAAAUUUGGGCAGUCAUAAAGGAGAAAGGGAGAACUGAAAGGGAGACUCUUGGCUCUGCCUUCAUUUUUCAAAAUCCUUGAAUUAUUAUUAAGGUCAGCUGAUAAAAUCUCCUGAUCUGCACUGUUGAUAGAACAUAAUAAAAAUUCUGCCUGCUCAUGUUGGCUAGGUUUUGAAGUCAGUGCUGAGCUGUUUAGUGGAUAAGGUUUCGCACUGUGAAAUCCUGCUGCAUCAUGCUAGAGUAAUUGACUGCUAAGUUAAAGGAUACUGAAGCAUCUUCAGUGGUGGUUAGCUGACUGGAAAAUGCCAGUGUUCAAACAGCACCUUAUUAUGACCAGUUACAAGAUGCCGGGUUCAGGGAGAGGGAGACAAUGUAUGUUUCUGUUCAGCACACUAGAAGCAAACAUUUGGACAGAGUGUGGGCUGGAUGCAUGGGUUCUCUGAGGCUCACCAACGCCUUUGAACACUUCCCCUGGUGCUUGUGUAGCCUCUGAUCACCCCUCUGUCCCCUUUGUCACGAGGUGGCGAGGGCUGUUUACCUUGUCCGCCCUUGAAACACAUAGAGAUGAAGCAGCUGAAGUUGGAAGAGUGGUGCUUUUUCUCACUUCCUCUUUCAGCUCUGGGUGUUUUCCAAGGUUUGGGUUGGUACCUGAGCAGCUGAACAGAAAGCUGAGUGACCAAGAGGGUAGAGAGGAAAGUAAGGAGGGUAGGAGGGGAAGGGAGAGAGGGGAAAAUGACGCAGCCAGCGAGGAGAACAGUGAGGUGCCACAGGAGUCAGAAGAGAAAGAGAAAGAAAAUGGAGAGAGAAGGGUCUUCCCCCCAAGUACAGUACAGCCCCAUCACCACCAUCCAAAGAUGCUCCCGAGUCUGAAUCGUGGAGACUUCUCUAUUUCUAUGCAAUUUAACUGUUUUAAAUCACCCGAGGAGACUUUUUGGUUAGAGGAGGCUCCCUGCAUCAAACUGUUGCCCUCAAACUAAUGGAAGGCUGUAAAUGGGAUGGAAGUGAUGUGCUGCGCAGGGCUGGGCUUGGCAGCCCUCUCCCUCAUGCGAAUGUUUGUGCAAAAGUAAUUUGAAUGCCUGCUUAAGGCUGAAGUGCUGUUAAACUCAUGCUUGAAAAUGAGAGUUCUCCAGAAGGAAACAAAGACACACAGCUUGACCUGCCUUUCGAGAGAGGUUUGUUCCAUCGUGUUUUCAGAAAGAAGGACCUGAUCAGGGGUUGAAUUAAAUUCUCACCUUACAAACAAUGAUAGGCUGGCAUUACUUUGUAAUAAAAUGCCUUGACAUGCCUAAGAUGGCUCAGGACUCAGGAGGUUUGGGGGCUAUGCAGCUUGUUUGUUCUCUGAUUACACCCCCCCCCCGAACUUAUUCUAUGUGUAGUUAUGCAUGUGUGGUCCUAAUCAGGGAAAUUUAUUCCUGGGAGCUUAGUUUUUGUUGUCAUAGAGAUUGUUUGGAGAAAUUCAUACUUACGAGAUGGAAUAAAUGUACUUUUCUCAAGCACUCUGGGAGUAUAAUAAUACGACCAGUUAUGGAUAAUGAAGAAGUUUAAUAAGCACUUUGAGAGUAGAUGUAAUGACACAAUUUCUUUAAGACACAUCCUGUAGUUAAGUCAAAUUGCUCAAAGUGCUGUUUUGACCACUGCUUUACUUAAGCCAAAUAAAAAACCCUUCCUUCCUGAAAUUUCCCAUGAGGCAGUUUCUCUAAAAUGUUUGGUGAUGGGGCAGUUUUUAAAAACAAAGGAAAAUACAGCUUUUCAUUUUCAUGUUGACUCAGCUAAAACAUCUUUUUCGGGUACGAAACACCCUCAGUUUCAUUGGGAGUUCAGCACAUGCUUUAACUUGUUCAUGUUGACAUUAGCAGGACUAAAAAUUGUUUCUGUUGGCUCUAAACUUAGUCCUGCUUAGAGUAUACCCUUGAAUUAUUACCAUUAUUUACUCUAAGCAUGACUAUGUCUGGAUUCAGCCCUUUGAAUCAGUGCCUUUAUGCUGUAAAAGGUCUUCUCAAUUUUGUUUUAUUUGACAUUGUUUGUUUGUUUUAUUCUAUGUUUAUAUGAAGGACAGUUUGCUAUAUCCAAUAAUUUAAAAACAUUUCUGGAAACGUAAGAUCUUAGCAAAUAUUAGUCUUACAAACCCGUAUCCACAGUCUUGUUGACAAGAGCAUUUGAGAGCCACUCCUUUGUAAAGUUAUAGGUUUUUAAUGGGCCACACAAUUGAGACUAGACUUGGAGAAUAAACCUUCUGUAAGUCAGUCUGGAUAGCUCAGUUCGUGACAGCGUGGUGAUGAUAAUGCCAAGGUUGCAGGUCUGAUCAAACAUGGAACAGUUGCAUGUUCCUGCAUUGGUCCCUUCCAGCUCUUAUGUGUCCAGUUUUCAUUAUGGGACUAAACUAUGGUAGUGCUUCCAUAAGCAAAGCAGAAAAACCCAUUUCUUCAGACCUGGAUAGCUUUAAAUUCCAUUUGGGGAGGACCCAUAGCUCUGUGGUGGAACACAUGCUUCUCAAGAAGAAGAUCCCAUGUCCAAUCUCAGACAUCUCCAGUUUUAAAAAGGAUGAAAGUUAAUGGGAGUGACAUUUAUCAGAGUAGACAGUGAGUCACAUGGAUAGCUUGAUCUGGUAUAAGGCAGAUUCCUAUAUAAAAAGUUCCGUUCAAACCAAAGAGACACAAACAUCUUAUAUGAGAGGGUUAUACACUUUUUGAUUCUAAUGAGCUGGGCCUGGCACAUUCACAUCUAAGUGUGGCUGGGAAAUGUGGAGAGAUGUUUGGUGAAAGGGCCACACUGUUUUAACAGGAAAAAGCAAAACUGGGGAACAUGUGGCGAAUAAAUGCAUAGGUAGGCAAGUGCUUAGGAAAUAUGACCUUCCGUAUGUAUAUUAACAACACUUCUCUUGCUCAAAAUGCAAUCUCAGAAGGCUGCUUAUGAUUGCCAAGACUUUCUUUGCCAAUUUUAAGUCUCUGUUUGCUCGCUGAGGGGGCACAGGUCCAGGAUAUUGCUAGUGACUCACCGCCAAGACUGUCAGCACAAUUCAGGGUUGCUGGAGGUUCCCAUGUCCGCUGUCUUCUGACAUUUCCAUUCAUCCCGGACUAAAUCAACAGCAGUAACAACAACAAAAAUCUACAAAUUCAUUAAGUCUUCAGUUAUUUAAUAAAUGAAAUGUUUCACAGAUGACAGGCUAGGCUCUCCAUCUUUAACAGAAAUGUACCACAAGCUUUCCCCCACGUAUGCAGUAAGAUUCUGUGGGCACAUCAUGCAAACUAAUCAUUAAAGCUGGAUUUGAUUUGGUGUGUGCAUGCAUGUGCAUGCUCAGGUUUUGCUCUAUAUUUAAGAAGCUUUAGGAGUCCUGCAUGUACUUGCUUAAGAGUUUUUUUCUCAUUUUUGCAAAGCUUUGAUGAAGAGGACUUUGUGGGAUCGGCUUGUUUCGUAAGCACAGCCUAGGCUGGAAACUGAGUUUGGAAAUUAAAAAUGAAAGUGACUUUUUGGAAAGUAAAGCAUCUGCCAAACCUGGACCACAAACUUUCCAAGUAAAAUGAUUUUCUUUCUGGUGAGGAAGGCAAACUGAGAAAAUCCUAAAAAAUGAACUGUGGAUGCAAGAAAACAAAACCAUGAGACCAAAACCACCUGAAAUGAAAUUCACUGCUGACAAAAGAUAACUGACUUGCAUGUUUUACAUGUCAAAUAAAAAUGUGAAUGGAAAGCAAAAUAUAGAUAAAAUUGGUGAAUGUGAGUUACAACCUCUGCUAUGAAGUUAUUGGGUAUUCUAUAAAAAACAACAACCCUGCAAGGUGCCAUGAUUUUUGGACAAUUGAUUAAAACCAUGAUAAAGAACACCCUGAACUGCUUCUUUAAACUAACCAGAUUUGUAAGUCAGUUGAAUAACUUGGGAUCCUUAUGGCUCAAAUGCUGAAAUUUGCUGCUUUUGCUUUUGCAAAUACAGUGGUACCUCGGGUUACAUACGCUUCAGGUUACAGACUCCGCUAAGCCAGAAAUAGUGCUUCAGGUUAAGAACUUUGCUUCAGGAUGAGAACAGAAAUCGUGCUCCGGUGGCACGGAGGCAGCAGGAGGCCCCAUUAGCUAAAGUGGUGCUUCAGGUUAAGAACGAAUUAAGUAGUACCCGAGGUACCACUGUAGAUGCUUGGGAUACCAUUCGAGGCAAACUGUCAAUAUGCGUAUUUUAAUGCUGGGCUAUAAUUUUAGAUAACAGAUUUGAGUAUCCAACUUAACUGUUGGUCUCAGCUCAGCACCAAACCAUUAUUUAUUUUCUUACAUCGAUAUCCUUCCUUUCACUUCUCAUGGAACCUUUCCUCCCACUGCAUAAAUGGGGGAGAUUCUGAUGGGGGGGGGAUACAAGGUUAUCUCCCCUCUCCUGCCAGGCCAUAAUCGCAGUCCAGCGUGGGGUCCAGCCAUGUCAGUUUCUUCUUUUAAACAACUAUAAAAGGGCAAAUGAUGUGAAAAAUGCCAUGUCUAGUUUGGCCCUUAAUUUUAUGAAAUCAGUCAGUCUCCUCCAGGGAAAGUAAGCAGAGGAUCACAGUCUUAUUAUGUGAUACUUCAAAGAAGGGCUGUAUUUAGGUUUACAGGUUUGAAUGCAGUAUUCAUCUUGGUCCCAUUGCAUGGGCUGGAUGCAUCUUCUGAUGUGGGUGGAAAUGUAAACUCCACAUCCAUGCCUGCUGGAUUAAUUGCCCAGUAGAUGUGCUUCACCAAAUAUGUAGGAUGGAACACUCCUAAUUAGCGGAUAGGAGCAUUAUAAUCUUCUGUUCCAGUAGGUAGUAGGCAAACUCUAAAACAAACAACAGUUUUGGGUCCUAUACUGUAUUAAAGGAACACCUAGAAAAAGAAAGUUGGUUUAGCUUAUGAGAUACGGAAUCCACCAUUAAAGGAAACUAAACUACAGUAAUGAUAUAAAAGUUUACUUUGGGGAAAUCAAUUCAGACAAAAUACAUGUGGAAUCGUUUCGUUUUUAAAACUGAAUGAUAACCAAAACUGUUUUUAUCAUAUAGGUGGACGGAAGAUGCACAGUGAAUCGUUGAGAAAUGGAAUACCUUUUUGACGCUGAUUGAAGGAAAUUCCCGUGCCAGCCUGCUGACCCAAUUGAUGCAGAAUCUCCCCCUAAAAUGUUCUGAAAAUGUACAGUAUUGCCAUUAAUUUAUUCCACUGAAAUAACUGCAGAAAUAUAUUCUGGAAUGACGAUAUUCAAUGCUCACUGAUAGUCAAUAAUUAUUAUUAUUACUAUAAUAAAGGACCACAUUCUCAAGUCCAUUGAAGGAGCACUGAGGAUGCCAUCGAUCACAAGAGCUUCAGGUAGCAGAACCAUCCAUUAACUUCUUCUUAUAAGUUUCAGCUUUCAACCAAUUAGCAAAUAUUAACUGAUCAAUAGUUCCAACUAAACAUUUGUAUCACCAGGCCAUCAUGAGGUCCAGCUUUUCCCAUUGCAUUACUGCAGUGUCUGCAAAAGCUGCAUUCUGCAGAAUUAUCCUUCCUUUGUGUGUGUACGUGUGUACAAGGAUCCUGCACUAUUGCAGAGGGAAGUCAGAGUCCCUUGAUUCUUAAUCACAAGUAGAUGAUUUAAUCAGUUAGCCACUUAGUUGACAUGUUGGAUGGACUAGCCUUAGAUAGCAUUAUUCUGCCUUUACAGACCCAUCUUUCCAUAGGCUUAUACUAUGGGCAAACCACAAUUUAAAUAGGAGACUGAUAACCCAGUGCUAAAUCGGUUCCUGCUUAAAGGCUGUGCAGUCUUGCCAUCAGAGAUAGACGGUAACUUUAGAAGUCCAACUCUGCUUGAUGUAGGGUCUGCUUGAUGCAGCGGAGCAACUACAGCCUCCCUGAUGGAUGGCUGCCCACUCUUGCAUCACCUUUGAAAAAUACUCAAGGUCAGACUGAUGUGAAUUGGUGCCCAACAAUGUGUGUGGUGCCAUAGGUUCUUCUGAAUGCCUUGCUUUAUUUCCAUUCACAGCUGAUGUACAUACAGCAGUAUCGAGAGGAUAGUAGCGGCUGAUCAUAUACAGCACUACAAUGUCAACAUUUAUUUUAUCUAUUCAUUUGCUGCAUUUAUAUCCCACCUUUUUUGCUCCAUGGAGCCUGGUGGCUUCCAUAGUUCUACCACCCCUCAUUUAAUCCCCCCAACAAUCCUGGGAGGUAGAUUAGGCUGAGAGGCAGUUGCUGGUCCAAGGCCAUCAAGUGAGCUUCAUGGACGAGUGGGGAUUUGAACCCUAGUCUCCCAGGUCCUCACCACUACACCACCACUGGUUCCUGUUUGGUGUUGUUUGCUACUGGUCAUCCUUCAAAAAGCAGGGCCACAUACAAGAGUGAUUGGAAGAUGGUGCAGUCUUAGGUGGGCUGAAUUUUAGUUGCAUAAUAGCUUUGCUGGGCACUCAAGCUACCAGUUCUCAGAAGUCUUUCCAAAUUGCAAAUCGUAUAGUCAAAUCUCCCCACACACAGAUUGGAGUCUUAGUUAUGCAUCAAAGCAUUUAAAGAGGUAUUACUGUUUCAGUGUGUGACCAAACUCAUUCCACAGGCUCCGAACUGAACUUUGUGCUCUACUGAUAUUGUAUGAAUUGCCUGCUGGACUCAUUGCUUUCCUGCUUAAGUCUGCAGUUUUCUCGGUGCAAUUAAGGCUGCAAAAUAAUGUGUGCUUAUGUAGAAGCCGGAUACCAUCAAAACUCAUGAAACUUACUUCUCAGUAAAAACAGAUAGGAUCUGGCAAAGAAGCUAUCUCACCGCAAACCGAUGCACCUUUAGUUGGAAGUAAAUCCUGGUGAACUCAGGCUACUUCUGAGUAGGCCCAUGACCAUCAGAUUAUUACUGUACUUCUGUGCAGAAAUAGCCCUUAGAAAUGUUAAAGGGAGGAUGGUGUAGAUUUUGUUAACCAGAGCAUCAAUUGAAAACAGGUAUAAUGCUUCCAUUUCUAAAGCAGCAAGUUUUCAGUUCUCAAGGUUAUACAGAUCAGUUUGAAAGUAAGGGUGAUAACCUGGUGAAAUCUAAAAGCUGGCUCAGAGCAUGGAGUGUAAGAACUUGGAGGAAGAAAUCAUGUAAACACACAAAGCUCUGCCUAGAUUGCAUAAUCUCCAGAGGUUAAAUUUGCCUUGGUGCAGAAUGUUAAGUUUGGCUUGACAGGGUGAGAACAAGACUUUGCUAAUAGGGUAGACAGGCUUACAGAAAUAUUCAGGGGAAGGGUUGGAAAUGAGGAAAGUGGAUAACCACUUCUGAUCCACUGCAGAACGAUGUGAUUUACUGAGAAGAUAUAAAGCCAUCUUGAGGAUGCCAUAAAAUGACUUUGGAAGAAUGGGAGCUGGGUAUCCGGAAAUCCCCUGCACAGAUCUUCCGGCCCCACCUCCCUAGGACGUGCGAUAAUUUAUUAUACUGUAUGUAGGCUUUGCAAUGCCACUCAGGGAUAUUGUGACCUGAUCAAACAGCGCGAGCUGAACUAUAUACACCCUUCGGCAGUUCAAAAGUUCAGCGGUGAGCGGCUCUCUAGCUGCUGAGAGAAGCCCGACGGCUGGGAAACUAGUGCGGAAAUUGAACAAGCGCCAAGGGGAAGGGAAAAAACCAACAAAAACCCAACCCAAGCUAAGAGCUGAGCAAAAGCGAGCGUCCACAGUCGCCUCCAGAGCUGCCAGGCAGCACGAGGGGAGGCAGUGGGAGGAAAAGGAGGUGCCUGCGAGGGAGGGCAAGAGAAGCAGGAGACAGAGAAAGAGAGAGGGGGGGUGGCUGGCAGGCAGGCGAGAGCCCUCCAAGGGCCGAUGGAGAACUCAGCGCUGUCUUGUGUCCUUCCCCCAGGUGAGAAUGGGACUGUCGGCGAGGUCGAGGCGCGCUGCGGGGAGAUGGAGAUGGCGCAGCCCGCGCAGCUAGCGUCGCCGAGGAAAGCUGCCGGUGGCGAGCAAGCGGCGGUGAGGAGCAGCCCGCCGUCCGCCCCGAUGGAGCGGCGCGCUGCGGCAGACGGCGAGGACGGCAUCCUCGGCAGCGGCGGAACCAGCGCCGAAUCGCCCGCGCCCUGCGGCUUCAGCUCCUCGCUGUGCUUCAGCUCUCCCGGAGACAAAGCCCCGGCACCCGAGCACGACGCAGCCUCCUCGCCGUCGUCGGCGGGCAGCGGCGGAGGCAGCCGCGUGGUGCAAAGCCAGUGGGAGAUCAACAACGCGGCGUCCGAGUCGGAGGAGGAGGAAGGUGGAGGGGAUAGCAGCAGCAGCAGCAGCCAGCCUUCGUCGUCGCAGCAGCAGCCGUCGUCCCCUCCGGCUCCCGCGCAGGCCGUCGGCGAAGCGCUCCUUCAGGACCCGUGCGCCUCUCCGCCGGGGGGGACGCAGCCGGAGGAAGAGCCCGACCUGGUGAUCGAGGUGUCGGGCCGUCGAAUCCGCGCGCACAAGGCGGUGCUGGCGGCCAAGAGCGACUACUUCCGCGCGCGCUCGUCCAGGGACAUCCUGCGCGUCAAGGGCGUGAGCUACGCGGCGCUGCGCCUGCUACUCGACUACGUGUACACGGCGCGCAUGGGCGACGUGCGCCACGACAACCUGGCCGAGGUGGUGAGCGGCGCGCGGGUGCUGCAGAUGCCGUGCGCCCUGCACUGCGCCGCCGAGGCCAUGAGGGCGCAGCUGCGCCUCGACAACUGCCUGCAGCUGCUGGGCCUGGCCAAGAAGCAGCGGCUGGCCGAGCUGCGCGAAGCCGCCUACCGCUUCAUGAGCGACCACUACCUGCAGGUGCUGCGCGAGCCCGCCGUCUACGGGCGCCUCAGCGGCGCCGAGAGGGACCUGAUCCUGCAGCGCCGCCUCGACGCCGGCAAGCCCUGCCUGCUGGUGGCCGAGGUGAGCGACGCCUUCGAGAGGCUCAACGCCGGGAGCAGGCCGCAGAGCCGAGAGAGCAGCAGGCCGCAGAGCCCCUCCUCCGUGGUGUCCCUGGACGACGGUGGCUACCUGCUCUACAGCUACCACGAGGUGGCCAAGGAGUGGAGGGUGCUGACCCGGCUGCCCGACGAGGCCAACGCCAAGGGGUGCGCCAUGUGCGUGCUCUACAACUACCUCUUCCUGGCUGGGGGCAUCUCCACAGGGCCAGGGGAACCCCGCGCCAGGCUCUCCGACAAGGUCUUUUGCUACAACCCCUUGACGGACACCUGGAGCCAGGUGAAGCCCAUGGGGCAGCCUCGCUCACAGCUGAAGCUGCUGGCCCUCGACGGCUAUCUCUACGCGGUGGGCGGCGAGUGUCUCUUCACGGUGGAGAAGUACGACCCCCGGGCGGAUCGGUGGAGCCCGGUGGCUCCUCUGCCGAAAGGGGCUUUUGCCGUGGCUCACGAAGCCACCACCUGCAACGGGGAGAUCUACGUGUCGGGCGGGUCUCUCUUCUACCGCCUGCUCAAGUAUGACCCCAAGCGGGAUGAGUGGCAGGAGUGCCCGUACAACAGCAGCCGGCGACGCUCCGCCGACAUGGUGUCCUACAAGAACUUCAUCUACCGCUUCGACGUGAGCAGCAGCCGUGGGGAGCCGGGGCAGGCCGGUGGGGUGGAGGUCUUCCGGUACAAUUCGGUGGCCAAGCACUGGAGUCAGUGUGCUUCCUUGCGCCCCGGUGGCAACCCGGUGCAGCCGUUCCGCUGUGCCGCCUUGGGCAGCGCCAUCUACUGUGUCAACCGGACUGGAAUGCUGUGCUUUGCCCUGUCCCAGAAUGGCGAGGUGGAAGCAGAUGGUGGACUCAAGGGGAGCUUUGAGCCAGAACUUCUCAAAGCCCCAUUUGAUACUAAAGGGGUCCUUCUCCCGUUUGUACUUACCCUGCCGGAGAAAGAGAAAACGGGGGAGCCAGAAAGUCCUCUGACGUUAUGAGAACUGACCUAGCUCUGGGAAGGCCGGCUGGAGUUUAUCUCAGUGCUUUGCUCUGAUGAAUAUCGGCAGGACCAGGCCUCUGCCAAGGGAAGGGUCAGAGCAGGUGCAUGGUCUCCAGCCUUCAUUGGUGGUGGUAGUGAUUGGGGCUGCAGUUUAACUUGCAGAGGCUAAUCCAAGGCGAAAAGUGUGUAACAGCCUCUUUGCACCGAAAGAAACAAACAGAAAGCCACUGUCAGAAGUUUACCAAAUUAACACGUGCAUCCACCACUAUGGAUGGAGAAUUGGGAUGGUGUGUCCCACCUAAAGCGUUGGCUAGCUGGCUGUAGCCUCUCAGAGCUCUCUAGCAUAGUUCACAUAGGAAACGGCUCACCUCUCAGCACAGAUACAAAGCAGUCAUUGCAAAGCUGCUAAAAUAGAUUAAUUGUUGUGCAAUGCCCGUGCCACUUUCCAGUCUAGAAGUAUUUUGGAGAUACAUAUAUAUAAAAUUCAGGAAAGCAGCAACUUUCAAAGGAAUUUCAGCUAUGAAAUGGUUCUUUUUGUAAAUAUGCAUCUUUGGAAAAGGGGAAUCUUUCUUUUUCUUUUGCCUCCCUGCCCUCUUGGCUUUCUUUUCUUGGAUGCUCGUAGUAAUUACCAGAAGAAAAGCUGCUGGCAGUCCCCAUUCAGAGAGUAUACCUUUUAGGAAGAUUAACAGGGGAAAGAAACAAUGCUUCUUGUGUUGGAAGCAGUGGACUAUAGAGCCAGGUCACAGUAUCCUCCCUCCUUUCCCCCUUUUUAACAUUUAAUGGAGUCUUUAUUGAAGACAUGGCGUUGUACAGCCUUAGGAAGUUGCAUCCACAGUGUGUGAUUUAACAGAAUCCAGAUUUCAAGGUUUUUAAAAAGUUAAAUGUCUCCCAUAUGUACAUAGUGGGAGUAGAAAGCCUCCUAUAUGUACAUUUUGGGUUUAGAGGUUAACUAAAACAAACAAAUCAAUGCAUCAAUUCAAAUUUGAAUUUUGCUUCUUUUUUUUGUAAAGUUGUGCAUAUAUAUAUAUAUAUAUAUAUAUAUGACACAUCAUAAUUAUCAAUUUUGGUUUUAACAUAACUGCUGGCUUUCAAUCAUGGUUUUGUAUUGUAACUCAUUCAUUCAAAUGUUGGCAAAUUGGCAUGAAUGAACAUACCUGUAAAUUCUUUGUAGGGGAGAUUUAAGUUCGUUUCAGAUCACUGCUGUUAACUGCAAAUCAAGUCACUGAAAAGCCAAAUGUGGUUUACUUGAAGCUUCUUGCACACAAUUGAAAUAUUUCGCUUUGAUGUCCGGAAUCCUUCUGCAAGAAAUAGCUCUUCCAUUGUUCGCAUAAGGAAACGAGAAGUUUGCUUAGACAAGGUGAUUUCCAUUCUGCCCAGGCAGCACCCUAGGUUGCAAACGAGACUGAUUUAUUGUAGUUAAUAAUUCACCUGUCAAGUUCAUUUUGUACAGAGAGGCCAUAUACUUUUGGUUUGUUUGUUUUCAUUCUAAAUCUUAUGCUGAGUAAUUGCUUGCCAGGCAGCAUGUUCUCAGAAGAAUAUCAGCCUUCAGGCUUGCAGGCAGUCCCAGCAUAUUGGCUUCCAUGUUAUAUAGAUUGGCAUCAAAACAAUUAUUUUCAGUCAAUUUAAAAUUUGACUAAGCUUUGUAAGCUUGCCUAAAAAACAACAACCCACCUGGGCUUACACAAGAGGCUUACACUAGCCCAGCGAAUGUUUUCCUUCUGUCCUUUGAAGAGCUAACCACUACUGCUGAAAGCCCCUUCAGUUCCAAACACAGUUUGCCCUGAUACAGGUGGAAGGGGGACAGGUUGCUUUUGGAGGAAAGCAAACCCCAAGCCUCUCCCUGCUUGGAGAACUAUUUUCUUGGCUUUUUGGAUCCUAGCCAUUGAGUUUUAUGGAGCUUAUUCCAGCACGUGUUCUUGCCAAAUAGAUGAAGCUCAUGCAUGCUUAUGUGGAAAUAAAUCCCAAUGGAAAUUAAUCCCAAAUUAAAAGUGAAUCACUUACUUUUGCAAUCUAUCUGAUUUUUAUCCCAUUCUUUCUUCACGAAGCAGCCCACCCUUUUCAUCUUCCAACAACACUCAGAUAGGUUUACACCAGUGGUUUUCAACUAUUGCGCCGUGGCACCCUGGGAUGCCUUGAAUGAUGCUUGAGUACCAUGGGCAACACUGGCCUCUGUCCCUCUUUCCUUCCCUCCCUCCUCUGAUGCCCUCUCAUGUCUCUGCCUCUCAAAGGCUUCCACAGCUGUUUGUUGCAGCAGCUACAUAUUCCCCAGGCAAAUGGUGCCUGGCCAGAGGAGAGGAGGGUGUUCAAAAAGAGGUGAGGGGCUGCUGGCUCUGCAGGCAAGGGUUGACAUAACUGGGCUUCUGAGGCUUGGAGCACAUUUCCCCACAGGGGAGCCACAGAAAGAAUGGGAGCUGUGGACUCAGAAAGGUUGAAAAGUCUAUGGACUAUGACUGAUCCAAUAGCAUUCAGUAACGCUCUUUGUAGCUACCCGGUUUUCUGCUCAAAUCUCCACCCUGCAGAUGCCACAAUUGCUCUCAGAUGCUCUGAAAUGCAUUUUGUCUUUCAUCUUCUGAGUUAAGCCUUCCAACCGUGAAAUAUUUAAAAGGUGCAUUUAUUUUAUAAACACAUGCAGAUUAAUUUACUGCACUGAUGUGUUUCAUAUUAGCUGGGAGAAACAUACAAACAGAUCGUGUAUUAUGGGGUACUUUGACUUCAGGCAGCACAUCCACCCAUGGAAGUUUCCAAUGGACCCAGUGGGGCUCUGUUUUCCCACCUUCCACUCCCCAUAAAUGUUCACACAACAAGUGGGCAUUACAGUUUACAGCACCCAUCCCAUGUACCCUUCCCAUGUUUCCCCUCUGCCCAAUUCAAGUGACUUGGGCAUAGAAGCAGCUUGUAUGGAUGCAGGAGGGAUGGAUGAGGAAUUGGGAGACUUGCAGGGACAUUUCAUUCCUGCUAAUGCCCUCUCAUGCUGCCGGAAGGAGGUUGUAUGUGAAACAGGGCUCCAUUGGAAUCUUCACCAUGUGCUUAAUAUAUAUUUUUUAAGGAUUAUCAUUCAGCGAAUAUUUGACCUUUAUCCCAGGGACAGCUGCUUAAAGCAAGUAACAACUUUACUUCAGAAAAGGCCCAUAGAGUCUAUUAAAAUGCAUGAUCGUUCCUUGCAAAAUGUUAACGUUAAAAUUUACUAUUUCCAACGGAAGCAGGAGAUCCUAUAAUAAAAGGC